UUGAACACUUGCCAGUGGAUUGCAAUUUUGAGUGACACUUUAAUACUAAUUAUUAAAAAACAGGUGCUUCGCGCAUUUGGACACAUUCAGUGUGUUACACACUAGUGCAAUAAUUGACACUUUUAUCAUGUUCAUAGUGAUAUUUGCACUGAACACUGACCAGUGUAUUGCAAUUUUGACACUUAUUGAUUAUUGAAAACUAGUGCUUUUUAACUUGUGUGACCUUUAUUUUUAUUAAAGCGUGAUUGAUCUGUUUUGUUUAUAUUCUUUUUGUGUAGUUAGAUACACAUAAGACAAGUUUAGUCGUCCUUAUUAGUCUUGUUGCAAUAGUAUUGUUAAGGUAGUAUUUGGGUUGUUAAGACUUGUCUUUUUAUAAUUAGUAGAUUUAUUACGCAGGCUCUUUUGAACAGGAUGCAGUGUUGUGUCAGGAAGCAUUUUCCUUUUAUUUUUUCAGGUGCCCAAGACAGGAGAAAAGUGAACCGUAUUGCUGGGGACUCCAAUGCUCAUCGGAUUAAGGAUAUUCUUCCUGACGAUAUAGCUGUCAAAUGCCUGCCAAUCUCUGAUGAGAAUAUGUAAUGACAAUGACAUUCGCCAACUCUGUUUUCAAAGGUGCCAAAUUUUCUUGUGAUCGUUUUCGCCAUGCAUUGUUGAGAGACUUGCGGAAGAUGGAUGUUCAACAGCUGUAUCUUCAUCUAGCCUCAAAUGACAUUCUUACGAAUGAAGCAGUGUUUUACCGAGAUGUAGCUGACUUGUGCGAUUUGGUGCAUCAGGAGGCGCACAAUCGGUGUCCAGAAUGCAGGGUUGUUUGCUCCAACGAAGACGCUUUGCUGAGCCACUUCUGCAGUCGCCACAUCAAGCAACCAGAGACUGGAAAAGAGAGUAAAAUUAAGCUGAUAGGCUCACCAAUGAUUGCAUCUGCUAAUCAUUAACUCAACGAAGUCAGCUCAAGGAAGUGGAAGGCAUGCUUGGAAAAUAGAAGUUUCCAUUAUGAAGGAACAUACAAACAUUUCCCACCCACCAUGUGGAUCAAGAUGUUUGGGCUGAUGAUUCUGGGUCGUAUGUGUGGACAAGGUGGUCUUCAUUACAUCAUGAUGCAGCUGUGUAUUCAACAACAUGUUAACCUGUCCCAGCGGAUGUUGAUGCUCUUAAAUCUCUUAAAUGAUGUUGAGAAAAAUCCAGGACCGGUACUUUAUGACAAAAUAUACAUCGUUUAUUGAAUAACUAUAUAUAUUUAUUUUAACAUUAAAGUGAUUUUUUUCUUG
Dreissena polymorpha is the source of this 1262-nucleotide messenger RNA. RefSeq lists its product as uncharacterized. Lineage: Eukaryota; Metazoa; Mollusca; Bivalvia; Myida; Dreissenidae. The transcript is spliced from 6 exons. The coding region runs from base 576 to 929 and encodes 117 amino acids. The record is from RefSeq and is a predicted model, not a curated record.